Molecule: messenger RNA, 1267 nt
Organism: Arachis ipaensis
Lineage: Eukaryota; Viridiplantae; Streptophyta; Magnoliopsida; Fabales; Fabaceae
Source: RefSeq, a predicted model, not a curated record
UCUUUAUUGGAUGGCUCCUGCUAUUGUCUUCCUAGGAUGUGUUCUGUUCCAUAGUGCUCCAUUGAUAUGCCAAGAGUGACUAGUGCUGUUUUGAUUGGAGUUUAUGCAUUGGUCUCAUUUAGCAGUGCUUUUUUUUGUGUAUCUGAGGUCUUUGGUAUCUGCACUUCUUGGAUUAAAAGCUUCAUCAGCCUUCUUCUCUAGUUUCAAUAAGGCUAUCUUCAAUGCUCCUAUGUUAUUCUUUAUGAGUUAAUUAAUCAUUAUUCUAACUCAUAAAAUAUAACCUCCUUACUUGCAGGCUUCAUCAGAUUUGAGUAUUCUGUACCUUGAUAUACCUUAUUCCAUCACUUUUGUAGCUAUUGAAAUUGUGGUGAUAAUUGGUAUAAUGGCUUCAGUCACAUGGCAAGUUCUAAUAGUUGCAAUUCCUGCUACGCUAGCAUCAAAAUACGUUCAGGGAUAUUAUCAAGCCUCUGCAAGAGAAAUAAUAAGGAUCAAUGGAACAACCAAAGCACCAGUGAUGAAUUUUGCAGCUGAGACAUCACUUAGAGUGGUUACUGUUAGAGCAUUCAACAUGGUGGAUAGAUUUGUCAAGAACUACCUAAAACUUGUAGAAACAGAUGCAUCACUAUUCUUUCAUUCUAAUGUGACCAUGGAAUGGUUGAUUAUAAGGAUUGAAACACUUCAAAACUUGACAGUCUUCACUGCAGCCUUGUUACUUAUUCUAGUUCCUAUGGAUUAUGUGUCCCCAGGUAAUGCUAAUAUUACAUAAUAAAUAAAACAGUUGUCAUGGUUUAUCAAUUCGACAUUGAUUUCAGAUUAGAUAUCGUCGGAAUGCACCAAUAGUCCUGAAAGGAAUCACUUGCACAUUCAAAGAAGGGAGUAGAGUGGGAGUUGUAGGAAGGACAGGAAGUGGAAAAACAACACUUAUAAGUGCUUUGUUCCGAUUGGUUGAGCCUUCAAGAGGUAACAUUAUUAUUGAUGAGAUUGACAUAUGCUCAUUGGAGUUGAAGGAUUUGAGAAUGAAGCUUAGUAUUAUCCCUCAAGAAGCAACUCUUUUCAAGGGUAGCAUUACAACAAACUUGGACCCUUUAGGCCUUUACUCAGAUGAUGAAAUAUGGAAGGUGAACAACUAACUCCAAAAGUUCUAAAAAUUAGAAAAGCAUUUUCUCUAAAAUUUCUUUCAAAAUUACCCUUCUAUUAAGGGCUAAUUGUUUUAAUAAACACAUGAGGCAAAGAAAAAUUACAAUUUGAUUGCUUCAAGGAAUCAAAU